CCUCCCUCCAGCUGUUUCUCUGGCAGACUUCUGUCCCAUUCAGGACAGCAGCCCCAGCGAGUGAGGAGCUCAGGACAGCACGAGGUCUCCCGAAGAGCCUCCUGAGGGCUGAGGCUGUUCUUGGGGGGGAGGCUGCAAUCCGACGGGUUCCGGAGCAUCUUGAAUGAAUGGACGGACUGCCUUCUGGGCACACAGCCACAGCCAGAGCACAGUGUGGCCGAGAGAAAGAAGUGGGGCCACACGGGUCCCCUGCACAGCCUCCAGUGGCCUGAAGGACUCCCCAGAAGUCCAGGGGAACCCUUGGGAAGACCCAGGCAGAGACCAGCCACAAGUUUUGCAGUGAUGGGCACAACAGGAUCGAGAAAGUAGAAUUUCUUGCCCUGCUGGGUGGAAUGGAGAGGUGGUAAUUCUACCCAGCGCUAUCCAAGAAGGAAAGAUAUACGUGGUCACAGACUCCACAGCCGCUUGCUCUAGCGUUUGGAGCCCAUCUCUGCCUCCGAAUCUCCUGUCACCUCAUGUCCUCCUCUGUAAGGACCCAUGUGAGGAUGCUGGGCCCACCUGGAUAAUCUGGGAUAAUAUCCCCCAUCUCAAGACCCUUGACUCAAUCCCAGCUGCAGCGUCCGUUUUGCCAUGUCAGGUGUUUCUGGCUGUGCCCAGGGACUGACUGGCCAAGGACCCCCGUCGGAGAGCCUUGGACACCCCAACAGUGAACGAGAAUGGGCGACGAGGAUUACAACACCUCCCUCGCCUAUGAUGACUACUCGGAUGAUUUUGACCCCAUUAUGGUCUUGGAGGAGUCUUCUCCCCUGGAAGGCAAGGUGGCCAGGAUCUUCCUGGUGGUGGUCUACAGCAUCGUCUGCUUCCUCGGGAUCCUGGGCAACGGGCUGGUGAUCAUCAUCGCCACCUUCAAGAUGAAGAAGACGGUGAACACCGUCUGGUUCCUCAACCUGGCCGUGGCGGACUUCCUGUUCAACAUCUUCCUCCCGAUCCACAUCGCCUACGCCGCCAUGGACUACCACUGGGUCUUCGGGACGGCCAUGUGCAAGAUCAGCAACUUCCUGCUCAUCCACAACAUGUACACCAGCGUCUUCCUGCUGACCGUCAUCAGCUUCGACCGCUGCAUCUCUGUGCUCUUCCCCGUCUGGUCGCAGAACCACCGCAGCGUGCGGCUGGCCUACGUGGCCUGCAUGGUCAUCUGGGUGCUGGCUUUCUUCCUGAGCUCUCCGUCCCUGGUCUUCCGGGACACGGCCCACGUGCAUGGGAAAAUAUCCUGCUUUAACAACUUCAGCCUGUCCGCGGCCGGCUCUGCCCCGUGGCCCACUCACACCCGCCUGGACCCCGUGGGCUUCGGCCGGCACAUGGUGGUGACCGUGACCCGCUUCCUCUGUGGAUUCCUGGUCCCCGUGCUCAUCAUCACGGCCUGCUACUUCACCAUCGUCUGCAAGCUGCGGCGCAACCGCCUGGCCAAGACCAAGAAGCCCUUCAAGAUCAUCGUGACCAUCAUCAUCACUUUCUUCCUCUGUUGGUGUCCCUACCACACGCUCUACCUGCUGGAGCUCCACCACGCCGCCGUGCCCGGCUCCGUCUUCAGCCUGGGUCUGCCCCUGGCCACGGCCAUCGCCAUUGCCAACAGCUGCAUGAACCCCAUUCUGUACGUCUUCAUGGGCCAGGACUUCAGAAAGUUCAAGGUGGCCCUCUUUUCCCGCCUGGUCAACGCUCUGAGUGAGGACACGGGCCACUCCUCCUACCCCAGCCACAGGAGCUUUACCAAGAUGUCGUCGAUGAACGAGAGGGAGACCAGCAUGCUUUGAGGCUCAUCUGGGAAGGCCCGAUGGACAGACACUCCGGCCUUGGAGGCCCCGAGCUCUGCCUUCUCAAGACCAUGGCAGAAACCUCUUCAGGACCCACUGAUGCCCGCUGUAGUCUGCACGGUGCUGACCUGCGUUUUGAGCUGGGAGUCCAGGGCCUGGAACUCCUUUCUUUGAGUGGCCCGGUGGACAGGGCAUGCCGUGUCCUCUCAACCUUGGACUCUCUCUGUGAGGACCUGGGGCCUGGGGGAGGCGGGGGAGGGAGAAGAGCUAAGGCCCUCAAAGGAGGCAGCCUGAAGGUGCUCACCCUCGAACUUCCCAGGGUGAUGGUGCUUUGGGGGCCACAGCUAUUUGGGGGAUGAGGGUGGUGCCAGCCCCUCGCCCCAGGCCCCCGCUCUCCCCUUGCCUUUGUUGCCGGAGGUCCGGGCCAUGGCGGGCAGCGCCACCCACAGCUUCCACCCCGUCCCCGGGGACUGUCCCUUCCUUCCCUGGCCCACUGGCUCUGACUGCCGGUGCUCAGAAUUAAGCACACCAGGUCAGGGGGCCAGGGAAGGAGGGCCUGUCCUCCUCAGCUUCCUCAAAGCCUUGCCAAAAUCAGCUUCAGGAAGCAACCUGGGAGCAUCCUGCAGGUUGAAGAGAAGGUCCAAGGGCUCAGUCACUGAACUCAGCAGAGCCUGCAGCCUGGGCCCUUGUCGUGUGCCUCUGAGAUGCAGGCCGUGGGGACGCCACAGGCGUGGAACCCCUCCACGUGCAGCCCUGUUGCCUUUUCUCAACGAGGACUGACACCUUCCUGUGCUACAGUGUCAUCGUCCCACUUAGAGAUGACAAAGCCGAGGCUCCGUGGGGGUGGGGCGGGGAGUAACUCACCCAGCGACGCGCAGCUAGCCAGAAGCAGAGUUAAGAUGUGAACCCAGCUCUGUCUGGCUCCAGAUCCUCUGGUUUUUUUUUUAAUGACGAUUGUAUCCAUUGAGAAUAUUCUAGACUCUCAUGAUAGCCUGCAUUUAUUAGCACCCUUUACCCUAAACACUGUCCAUGUAUUAUCUCGUGUAUUCCCCCUGGCAGGCCUGAGUUCGGUACACGUUAGUACUGCCCUUCUACAUAGGAGGGAUAGCUGAAGCUCAGAGAGGUUAAGUAACUUCCCUGAGGGCAUCCAGCAGGUCUCUGCCAGAACCUGGAUUUGAAACUAGGUCGGCCUGGCUCAAAGAAAGCUGCAGAAUCAGGGUUUGGAGAGAGACUUGGGGUUUUGACCAUAAAUAUUGAUUCCUCGGCAGAUUAAUAUAAACCUCUUAAUAACCCAUAAGCCAGCCUUGCAAACAGUUUUCCACAGUGACCCAACAUGGCAAAGAAAGUACACUCGGCCUCCAGUCCCCUGAUGCCCGUCCACUCGUGCCCACCAUGUUUCCCAUCUGCUGCACCCCCCGAGACCUCCAGGGAAGGCGGCGGGGGUACAAAAGCUGGGCCGGAGGCAGUCUCUGGUGGGCCCGAGGCCCUCUGGCCUCCCAGUGUCCACAUUCUCUUGUCUUCCACGUGUUGUCGUUGUGAAGCCAAUUCCCUGACAAGAUGCAAGGAACAGAUGUGAUGUCUACACAGCGCUGGGCAGGUUCCCGAGGCCAUGGGCUGUUUGGAAAUCACACCUCAUUAAGAGACAGACUGUUCCUUCCCUCCGUGGGUCAUUGCGCUUAUGAUGAGGCAGCUCGGAAUUGACCCCAAGUCUGGGCGUCCGGUGGCUUCAAGAAAUCUAAACUUGGGCCAUCGGAGAGCAAAAAACGGAGCUUGAAAGCUUGCCCAGUGCUUCUUGUCACCUCCCACCGCAGCGGCACAGGUGAAGUGGCUAAGGCACGAGACUGCAUGGGACGUCAGGCCCCAGAGACGGUCCUCAACCACCCAGGCUCUGAACCCCAGGUGCUGCUUGCUCGGGCUGGGGCCCUCGCUCCUCCUGGGCUGCAUGCUGGCCGGGCCGGGCCAGGGAGCCAGGAACUCAUUUUGUCCUUGGAAAAGCUGAUGAACAGGAGUAAAAUUCAAACCAGCUGUUUCCUCCUUAGGGUCAGGCCGCUUCCUGGCUGCCCCACCAGGAGUUUCUCAUUAAAUCCUGAAAUGCAACCAUGACAUCCUCCUGCAUCUUGUCCUUGUUAAGGACAAAGUUGCUUUUGAAUAAAGAGACUGAGGUGAGAGUGGGGCGCUGAGCUGGACGUUCCUGCCCCCCAAACCCCUUUGCCAUCCUCCUCUACGUCAGAACAGCAGGCCAGGCUCAGAGAAGUGCAGCGUGCUGUCCAAAGUCACAUAGCAGUGCUGGGAGGCAGCAGCAGGAGGAAGCCUGAACCUCCCUACCAGUCCCCAAAUUUAGGACUUCAAAGAAUCUGCAUUUUGAAAAGCAUUCCCUCCACUUAUUUCAAUUUCUUAGCAGCCAAGGACAGUAGGUUGUUAGUAACUGACUCAAGAUAGCCCCCACCCACCCACCCAGCCAGCCAUUUACAUAACCACACCCACCCAGCCAGUCAUUUACAUAACCAUUUCUAAACCCACCCAUUCAUCCAUGCCCUAAAAAUCUAUUUACCACCUUCUCUUUGCCACUGCUGUGGUAGGCACCGGGAAUGCAAGGGUGAGCAGGGCAUACACAGCCUCUGUCCUCAGGAGCUCCUCCAUUGGUUAGUGGGAGAGACAGCCAAUAGUUUUUUAAAAACCGCACCCUUAAUAGAAAACUGCCACGCUAAGCGCUACACACCUAUUAGAGAGAGAUCUGAGCCUGUCCAAAGACCAGGGAAACCUCCUCGGGGAAGAGACGCUUGAGUUGCGACGUGUAGGAUGGGUAGGUGCUGAUUCGGUGGCAGGAGUGGAGGGGGGGGAGUGGGAGAGGGUGCUCCAGGUGGCCGGAACAGCACGGGAGGAGAGAGUGAUGGCGAGGGACUGAAGGGGAUGGGGGCUGCCGCCCAGGGAGUAGAAUGAGCCCAGAGCAGAUAGGAUGGAGAAGAGAGCAGGGGGGCCCGUGGGCAGGGCAGGCCACGCUCCGAUCUGCAUCUUGCCAUGAUGCCCAAUGCCCGGGGCUGCUCUGGGCAGGGCAGGAUGGGAAGGGCCGAAGGGGAAGCCGGGAGGAUGGGAGCAGAGGUAGAGCUCCAGAGAAGUGGACUAUUCAAGAGAUACCUAAAAGCUACCCAAGCUCUCUCAGGGGAGCCGUGAGCGGGAAGCCAACCCAGGGCCCAUUUCAGCUGCACAGAGACCUCGGAGCAUUGCUUUAUUGAUGGAAAUUAAUUGUAAAUAUUAUUCAAAUUUACCUCCCAGUGCACAAUUACAUUUCUCAGGGGAGCCCUCUGAGCACAUAAUAAAGCCCUAUAAAUAAUACAUAUAUUAACCUAAGAGGAACAGAGGCAUAUUAAUGUGCACUUGUGGGCGGCGGCUGGGGUGAAUUUAGGCAGACAAGACGCUAAGUGCUUGGACUAGGGUUUGACUUUGGAGGUCACCCGAGCUCUGUCCCGGGGAGCUUCCGGAAGUCUCUCCCCCCGGGGGGGCAGCCAGUUACUGCCCAAAGGCCUGGUCAAUGGGCAGGUGCAGGCAAGGAGACAGGUAGUCAAGGGUGCAGGAAGCACAGGUGCAUUGGACGCUUAUCUUGUGCCCAAAGCUUCAAGAAAGCACGACCCCUAAUAAUAAUAGUAGGUCAUAUUAAUUGAGCAUGCCCGGGGUUUGGGUAUCCUCCAAGUGCUUUGGUCUCAUUAUCUCAUUGAAUCCUUACGACAAACUUUGUGGUAGCAGCCAUUCCUAGCCCCAUUCGCCGUGAGGAAAUGAAGGUUCAGAGAGGUGCAGUGUCUUGCCCAGCGUCACACAGCUAAUAAGUGACAGAGCUAGGAUUCCAACCCAAGUGUGUUUGACUCGAAAGCAACUUGGAAACACAGACUGUCCUCUAACAAGACUCCUCCCUGGAGAGAGGUAGGCAAGCAUACGCUCUCUGUCCAGUGUCAGAUUUUAAGGAGGUGGAAACCAGGGGUGGGGGGGAUCUGACGGAUUGCUUUUUCCUCUCGGAGGAAGGAAAUGGUGUCUGGAUGGGCUUGUCAUUUCCUCACAGCCCUAGGAAUCUUAAAAACCACAUCCCUUCCCAUCCCCCCCCUCCUUUUACAGACAGUGAAACUGAGGUUCUUUGCAGAUCAGAAUGGGACCUCCCACCUCCCUGACUGUUGGGACAUGAGCUGCAUGGGAAAAUGCCCACGUGAGCCACUUUUCUGAGCACCGCUGUUCUAGAACAGACCUGGGCGUUCACCGAGCUGCCAGUUUGUCAGUCAGGGCUUUGGUGCUGAGCGGCCCCGAAGGACCCCUGCUCGGGAUCUGGGGGGGGGGGGGGGGGGCGUCAUUGGGGCAUUUCCAGUGGAAUCCUAUAAAGGGAAAGCAGGGGACCUUGGGAAACCCUGGUACAGGGCAGAGACAGGCCAUGUUUGUUAUCCCUCACAGGUGUCCUGCAUAGGGGUGACGAUGCGCUCUAUCUGGAUCUAGGUGGUAGGUACGUGGCUAUCUUCAUCAAACAUCCGUCAUUUGUCUAUACAUAUAUGAUUAUUGCACUUUACUGUAGUAAGUUAGGCCUCAAUAAAAGUAUUUUGAAAAAUAAAUUUUAAAAUGUAAAA
Molecule: messenger RNA, 6412 nt
Organism: Callorhinus ursinus (northern fur seal)
Lineage: Eukaryota; Metazoa; Chordata; Mammalia; Carnivora; Otariidae
Source: RefSeq, a predicted model, not a curated record